This is a messenger RNA of Hypoxylon trugodes, 3544 nucleotides long. RefSeq lists its product as uncharacterized. The transcript is spliced from 2 exons. Lineage: Eukaryota; Fungi; Ascomycota; Sordariomycetes; Xylariales; Hypoxylaceae. Gene Ontology annotation, biological process: carbohydrate metabolic process. The record is from RefSeq and is a predicted model, not a curated record. The coding region runs from base 574 to 3072 and encodes 832 amino acids.
GUUUGCGUUGCAGCGGCGUUAGCUGAAGAAUUUCGAUGGUGGGGCUCGAUUUUGGGGUUGCCUUCCACUGUUUAGUUCACCACCCACCACCACUCACCCACUACCUCCACCUUACCUUGGUACUUUAUCGCGGCGUUGUGUAGCUUUACCCGUCAUUUCCCUCACCAUAUUCUCCAUUUUCUUCCGUCUUCACGAUAAUCUUGUCUAUAUUCCUGUCCUACCCUGUGUUAUGCUCAUUAAAUAGGACGACGACAUUCCGUGCAUUAUUAAGGUACAUCUCAAUCCCGAAAGCAAUUAUAAGAAGCGCCAUUGGACGCCGCAGCCUUACCCACCAAACCCCGCCGUCAUAACAUCGUAGGUAGCAUAAGCUUCACAAAGCUACCUAUUAUUUUUUUUUUUCUCACGGCGAAUGGCCCCAGAGACGACAAUUAUUUCCCGAAUACAAGACAUUGGAGGAACGUUGGUCAAUUCAACGGCGGGAGCUGCCGCCUAGCUCUUAUUUUGUCAUUAUCCCCUCAAUAAAGACCUGACGUAGAUUCGCGCGUGAUCCCACAAGUCAAUCCCCAGAACAAGAUGAUGUCAGCACAGCUCCAGCAGCCUGCGCAGGCUGGAGCUCAGUUGUCAGCAUCCCAGAACCACACGAAUAACACAACUGUUCCCACCGGAGCCGAAACAUUACCAGGGUCCGUCGAACUCGAACCCCUACGAAAUCGUGCGGGACACAGCAAAAGUCCCUUUGUACGAGCGCAUGCCGACAGUCUUGUAGCAUGGCAACUUCUAGACGACAAUGCGGUCUCCAGAGCCAAGAAGGAGAACAAGCUCAUAUUCCUCAGCAUUGGGUUCCUUGCCUCUCAUUACUGUUAUCUUACUAGACAAGAGUCAUUCUCUAACCCCAAAGUCGCAUCACUACUCAAUGAGAACUUCAUCCCUAUCCUCAUCGAUCGCGAGGAGCGACCCGACAUCGACAACAUAUACAUGAGCUACAAUCAAUCUCUCAGCGGAACUGGAGGUUGGCCAUUGAAUGUUUUCCUUACUCCCGAGCUAGAGCCUGUCUUCAGUGGAACGUAUUGGGCGGCGCCCGGUGUUCAGGAUGAUGUCGCGGCGGAAAAUGAUGGAGUUGAGAAGCCUCUAGAUUGGCUCGUCGUAAUCAAGAAAGUCCUCGCUUCAUGGGUGGAUGAAGAACCUCGUGUGCGCGAAGAGGCUAAGAAUAUGGUGGUUGAAUUGAGCCACAUCUCAGCAGAGGGGACCUUGAAUCACGCAGGAACCGACUUCCUGCAGCCUCACCAACAUCCUGCUCAAACAGAGCCUUCCACUACGACUGUUGACUACUACAAAGAAGUCUACGGCGAAGUUGACUUGGAUCAGAUCGAGGAAGCUUAUGAGCGAAUCACGAAAACUUUCGAUCCCAUGUUUGGUGGGUUUGGUCUUGAGGAUAAGUUCCUUACCCCUGCGAAACUUUCAUUACUCCUGAGAGCUACGCGAUUUCCCAAAGUUGUUCAAGAUGUAGUCGGACCUAAUGAGUGCGUCUACAUAAGUGGCAUGGGUCUUCACACUCUACGAAGAAUCGCCAAUGGCGCCGUUCAUGAUCACAUAGGGGGUGGUUUCCACCGAUACUCCAUCACAAGAGACUGGUCUCUACCUGCAUUUGAGAAGAUGCUGAUUGACAAUGUCUUACUCCUUGGUCUUUUCCUAGACGCCUGGCUCUUGUCCGGAGGUACCAAGUAUGAUGAAUUUGCAGACGUGGUAACCGAGAUUGCCGAUUACAUUGUCAGUGACAGGCUUCUUUCACCAAAAGGUGGUUUCUUCACCAGCGAAGCAGCAGACUCAUACACCCGAAAGGGCGACAAAGUCAUGCUCAAUGGUGCUUAUUACCUGUGGACGAGAAAGGAGUUUGACGCUAUCGUAGGCGAUGAACAAGAUAGCGAGAUUGCUGCUGCAUAUUGGAAUGUCCAUGAGCAUGGUAACGUGGAUCGCGAAUACGAUCCCCACGACGAGUUUCUUAACCAGAAUGUUUUAUGCAUCGCUAAAAACUCCGCGAGAUUGAGUAAGCAUCUAGGCAUCCCGGAGGACGAAGUGAGGCAACGAAUUGCAGCUGCAAAAGAGAAGCUGCGUGCACAUCGAGAAAAGGAACGUGUUCAUCCAGACGUGGACACUAAAAUGGUCACGGCAUACAACGGCAUGGCCAUUGCUGGGUUAACAAGAACGGCCCUAGCAUUACUACAUACGGGUACCGAAGAAUCAGGAAGAGCACAGAAGUACUUGGAAGUAGCCAAGAAGGCGGCUUUGUUCGUUAAAAACGAACUGUGGGAUAACGGAAAGAAAAUUCUCUACCGAGUAUACUCUGAGGGUCGUACCGACAUUGAAGGGUUCGCCGAAGACUAUGCGUUACUAAUCGAGGGCCUAAUUGAGCUUUACGAAGCCACUACCGAGGAGUCUUGGCUUGAGUGGGCGGAUGAGUUACAAACACUCCAAAUCCAACUCUUCUACGAUAACCCUACGCCUACUCCCACGACAGCCAACGCUAGAUGCGGAGCCUUCUAUUCUACGGUUCUAGGUGCACCGUAUACGCUGCUCCGCAUCAAGGAUGCGAUGGAUACGUCGCAGCCGUCUGUCAAUGCGGUGUCAGUGUCGAACUUGUUUAGACUAGGCGGACUAUUAGGCGACAAGAAGUACAUAUACCUAGCAAAGGAGAGCGUCAACGCCUUUGGUGUCGAAAUGUUAGAACACCCGAAUCUUUUCCCUGGUCUGCUAUGCGGUAUUAUCCCCUGGAAACUAGGCGGUCGACACUGGAUCGCAGUUGGCGAUAACCCCGCUUCUGCACCAUUGUCUGUGUAUCACAAGGCGGCCCGAGCUGCAUUAUUCACGCUCCGUUACCACGCCCCCGAGAAAUCAGGUUCGUGGUUAAGCAAGCGAGACCCGAGAGCCACAACUUUCCCGAAGGAACCAGGCUUUUACACACUCACUACGGAUGGCACAUAUCGCAGGCUAGGCGACAAUGAUCUACUCCAAGUCGACGCAUUCUACGCACCCCACUCAUCCCAUUCGUCUCACCCACCAACCCCUCAACCCUAGGAUGACUCGCGGGGCGUUGGUCUGGGUCCUGGUCAGCAUUGGGUAUCGCACACGGUAGUGUUCUCGGUAGUUUACGAUCCACAUUAAUUUCAACCAUUGUUUUCAAAGUAACGGGGUCGGACGGAUUUGAAAGGUAGAUACCAACCAGAAGGGAGGCGUCUAUGGCUUUUAUUUUUCAAAGGGGGGUGUUUAGGGGGGAAGAUGAUGUACUCUUAUAAGUUCUUUCUGUUCUUCUGCAUUGCUUGGCGAUUUGCAUAAGUACCUAGACGACCACUACGACCUGAAAUGUUUAGAUGAAAUUUGUAUGUUGAACGAAACGAUUGGUGAUGUUUAGGGGUUAUAUGUACUGUGGUGGAAAGAAAAGAAAAGAAUAAAAUCGCAAUUCUCAAUGGUAAUUCUAACUCGUUUUUUCUAUGUUCCUGGUGACUUAACUUCAAUGAGUUCGCGUGGUGUAUCUGGGUAUUUAGAUGAG